Messenger RNA from Drosophila serrata, 2496 nucleotides. RefSeq lists its product as uncharacterized. The record is from RefSeq and is a predicted model, not a curated record. NCBI's taxonomy places the organism in Eukaryota, Metazoa, Arthropoda, Insecta, Diptera, Drosophilidae. Gene Ontology annotation, cellular component: nucleus.
AUGACCAAGUUCGUGGUGGGCCCAUGGCUGUGCCUGGUCCUCGUCCUGUCCCUGGGUCAGGUGAGGGCAUCGGCUGUUACCCCAGCACCAGAGGUGGAGCAGUCUACGGAAUCGCCCAUCGCCGAUAUGGCGUUGAUUGAGGAUGCACCCAUGGCUGUCAUGGCGCCCAAGUCGCCAACAGAGAAGCCUCCGGUUCUCCAGGAGGCAGCUGGCAUGGAGAAGGCAGCAGCAGCUCCUGUGGCAGCUCCUGUGGCAGCUCCUGGACAAACCCACACGGUGGCCGACUUCAUCAUUCAUCCCCUGAUUGCCUUCAAGCCACGUCAGGCUUCGCUGGAGGAGAUCCAGGGCAAGCAGGCUACUCCAGCUACUCCUGCUGCUCCCAGCACUUGGCUCUUUGGCAUGAAUCCCGCCCAGCAGUUGGGCUCGUCGUUCUCUACCUUGGCUGGUUCCGUUUCCGGUUGGAUCAACGAUCGUUUGGGUCAACAGCUGCCCAGCUUUGUGGAGACCCCGGUUCAGACUAGCUCCACCACCGCUGCUCCAGUUACCACAUCCACCACUCAGAAGCCUGAUAUUGUGGUUAGGGUACAGCAGAGGCCAUCGAGGAAUGGCAAUCGUCGUGGCAAUGGAAACGGAAAUGGCAAUGGUAACUUCAAUGUCAAUGGCAACGGAAACGGAAAUGGCAACAGGCGUCGCCAGCGUCCCAAUCGCUUCAACAACCGACUGGAUUCAUUUGAGGAUGAUUACUACGAGGAUGAUUAUUUCCAGGGCAAUAGGUUCGAUGAGGAGUUCGAUGACGAUGAGGAUGAUCUGUCGCUGGAGCACUUUGAGGAUGAUGACUCCCUGGAGCUGCGUCCCCAGCAGAAGCCCAAGCGUAAGCAGACCCAGCAACAGCAGCAGGAGCAGGAACAGGAGCAAGAGCAGGAAGAGGUUCCUCAGGUUGUGAACCAAAAGCGUCGUCAGAGUCACAACAAGAAGACCAAGGUCCAGAAGAAACCCAUCCAGGUGCCCGAGGACUCCGACGAUGAGGAAGAGCUGGAGGAUGAUGAGCACGAGGAUGAUGAUGACGAGGAGGAGGUGAUGCAGGAUGAUGAUGCUAGCCAGGAGCAGGGUUUCCUGCCUGAGCCCAUCUUUGGCUCCUCCAGCUCAACCCGUCGCUCUCAGAAUCAGCCCAACUUCAUUCAACGCGGUCAGCAGAGUCUGAUCAGUCAGAUCCGUCAGUUCACCCGUGGCCAGGCACCCGUCGAGUCCGGUUCCAAGCUCCGCCGUACUGGCUCCGGUUCGUCCACCGCUCAGACCCGUCGUCCCCAGCAGACCACGUUGCUCUUGAACCGCAAUGGACAGACUGUCUAUGUUGCCCCUGAGAUCCUGGGUUAUCCUUAUGCCUAUCAGGGCAAACGUCAGCGUCUUCCGGUCGCUGGAGCCUACCCUCAGCCUCCGUUGACGGUGCCCGUGAGGCGUCAGGGUCGUCCUACUCAGUAUAUUACCAUUCCCUGGAAUCAGCUGGGACUCUCGCCACCGGAUCAGCAAUCCAUGGUCUCCCUGGCCGAGGGCAUUCAGGCUCAGCCAUUGAUCCUUAACAUUCCCCAGAGCGCCAUUCAGCCGGUGAGGGGAUCCGGUUCCUCUGGCCAGCAGCAGAAGAAAAAGAAGCGUCCACAUCUGACUGCCUCAGCGGUGCCCCUGCUGGCUGAUGCUUCCCUGAUGGACAUCUUCCAGCCUCCUCAGAUUCCACCAUCCCGCACGGGAUCCUCCUCUGCAGCCUCCAUUAAACCUAUUAAUGCUCAGCCUGUUUUGAUUGCUGCUAAGCCUGUGAAGGCCGGCGGUUCGGGUGUCCUGCCCACACGUAUUCGUCCUGGAACAAUUGUGGAGAAGGCACCGGCUAUGGAUGCCAUGGAGAAGCCUGUCAUGGAGGCCACCGAGAUGAAGCAGGAGGAGGAACAGCAAAUGAUGAUGCCAGCAGCUGCCACAGAGUCAGCUGCCCAGAUGGAAGCCACCGAGCAGCAGCAGCAGCAGCAGCCGCAGGAGUUCAUCAUUGUUGGAGAUGAUGAUGAGCCCGGUCUAUCACGACAUGUCCAGCCAGCCUAUGGGGAUGCACGUUAUGUGUCCUAUGGUGAUUUCCAUCCCUACUUUGAUCUGUUGACUCAGAAUAGGCGUUUUGCCCUCCGCAAGAGCGGACGAUCCCUGGAGAGUCCCGAGGAGCAGCCGAAGAUGGAGGUCCCCAAGGAGGAAAUGAUCAAGGAGGAAUCUCCCAAGGAGGAAAUGAUCAAGGAGGAGUCCCAGAAGGAGGAAAUGAUCAAGGAGGAGGCCCAGAAGGAGGAAAUGAUCAAGAAGGAGGAAUCUCCCAAAGAGGAAAUGAUCAAGGAGGAAUCCCCCAAGGAGGAAAUGAAAAUGGCGGAAACGGAAAUGAAGAAGGAGGAAACUAAAAUGGAGGAGAUCCAGAAGGAAGAACCCCAAAAGGAGGAAAUCAAGAAGGAGGAACCUGCUGUUACAACUCUGUAA